AAUUAAUCAAACAAAGAAAAACAAAGCUUAUUUUUAAAAAUGAAGGGAACUAAAUUCUUUUUAUCACUCACACUUUUGCUUGCAGUAAGCUUAGUGGCUUUUAAUGGCUAUCUCAUGUACAAAUAAAGUAAAUAUGUCAUGAGCUCCUCUGGUAUUCCUUCCAAGGUAUUUGGUCCUUAUGUUUUUAUAUAUGAUGGCGUUUUUGAUGAAAGAAAUCAACUCAAGGGCGGUAUUCCCCAAUGGGUUAUUAAUGGUGGUUCUAACAUCGCUAUCCUUUCUUUCUUGGAUCCUGUUGAAUUAGAAAAGUCAAAUGUUCCCCCACAAUAAUUUUUGGACUCUAUUGCUCAAGUUAGCUCUAAUGCUAAUUAUUACGUCAUGUUCUCUGUUGGUGGUUGGGACUUUUAGAAUCGUUUUACAUAAACUAAUCCUUAGACUGUCGCCUAAAAUGCUGCCUAUAUGGCUAAAAAGUACAAUAUUGGUUUUGAAAUUGAUUGCGAAGCAGAUAGUGGUGCUGCUAAAGAAUGGAUCAGCUCAUUUAUCAAAGCAUACAGAUAAAUUAUUCCUAAGGAUGAUGUCAAUUUCUACUCUGUUUUGACCAUGGAUACUGGAGCAUCCCCUGGUGCAUUCUUCAAUGUUGAAGCAGCUGCUCUUGAAAACCUUGAUAGCUUAAACUGGGUAAAUGCAAUGGUUUAUGAUCCUGAAUUAUCUCCUGAUAAUAGAUAAUUCUGGGACUAUCACAAAAUACCCCCUAACUAAUUCACUGUUGCUAGAAAUUUGGUUAAUACUUGUGAUGAUUUGUAAAAUUUACUCCCAACUCUUUCAUAUCAAAAGGAUGGAUAACCAAUUAGAGGUAUUCUUUUCUGGGCUGCCCUUUCUGGUGCUACUUGUGACAGUGCAUAAGAAGGUGCUCAUAACUGCGGUACUAGCUGUGUUGACUGCACUGGUGGUGUUGGUACUAAAGGUAACUGGUCUUGUCCUGCAGUUGCUUCUGCUUGCAAAACCUAUGGUGCAUGCAAUUGA
Messenger RNA from Tetrahymena thermophila SB210, 1020 nucleotides. Its product is annotated as glycoside hydrolase family 18 protein. The record is from RefSeq and is a predicted model, not a curated record. Lineage: Eukaryota; Ciliophora; Oligohymenophorea; Hymenostomatida; Tetrahymenidae. Gene Ontology annotation, biological process: carbohydrate metabolic process. The transcript has a single exon.